GUGCAUUGCUCUUUUUCUAUAUGAUGGCAGCACUAUCCCAGUAUUACUUCAAGGGUUAAUUUGUGUUGCACGACACGUAUUUUACCCAUGAACUGCGUAAAUCGUGUUUUCUAUCACAAAUUGUCCGAAACCACAUCAUUAAAAGGUUCAUUGUGUUGUUAAAUACAUAUUUGUAAUGAAAAUGAAGAUUCCAAAUAAUCGUUCUGGGAACGAUUAUGGAAAUGAAACAGGAAUUAUCUCUUACAUGGAUAAUAAUUUUGAUUCUGAAAUCGAUGUACAAGGAACAGAAGAAAGUGAUUUUUCUGAGUACCUUUGGAUGGAAAAUGAGGAAGAAUUUGAUAAAGAGGUGAUUCAACAAUUAAUGGAAGAAGAAUUAACAGAAGAAUGUUUAAAAGCAAUGUGGGAAGAUGAAAGACAACAUGAACGAAAUACAAAUUCUAUUGCUUGGUCCACUGCUACAAGCAUGCCUGAGAAUAAUAGUGCUGAACUUUGUCAGCAACUUAGUAAUCUAAAAAUGCAUGAUGAUCUUGCUAAGCAGAGUACAUUGAAUCCAAAUGCAGCUGAAUUUGUUCCAGCAUUCAAAUCAGCAGUAACAUCUGUAAGUACACCACCAGAAGUUACUGCAGAAUCAUCAUAGAAGCCAUACUUUCAUUUGCUUAACUGAAUAAAACAUAGGCUAUACAUAUGGCUAAUGUUUACCUCUCUCAGUAACACAGUUGUAUUAACUGAAUUGCGUUAAAAGUUAAAUAACUGUCCCUACACGUACAAAAGUAUAAUGAUUAUCAAAGCAGAUAAUACAUAAUGCUAUUAUAUGAUAUUUAUGACUAAUGAAGUCAGUUGCAUAACCAUAAAUUAAAAAAAAUAUAUUCAAAUUUUUAUAGUCGUGAGAUAUUGCAUAAUAUUAUAAACAUUUAAUUUUACAUAUAUAUUUUUCCGUGAUAUAAUGGACAAUGACAUAUAUAUAAAUCACUUGUUAUAGAAAUUUGCAAUUUAUAUUCUUAAUUUAAUCAAAAAAAAAAUAUUUUCAAAAGUAAAUAUCUUAUAUAAUUUAUUCUAAAUUGAGAUAACAAGCAUACAUAAUAUAUAUACGAAUUUUUAUGAGUUGCAUUGUAUACAUAUCUGUCAAUGAAUUUUUGCAUACAAAUGAA
Messenger RNA from Apis florea (little honeybee), 1148 nucleotides. RefSeq names its product polyA-binding protein interacting protein 2 (gene Paip2). The record is from RefSeq and is a predicted model, not a curated record. Gene Ontology annotation, molecular function: mRNA regulatory element binding translation repressor activity. Lineage: Eukaryota; Metazoa; Arthropoda; Insecta; Hymenoptera; Apidae. Gene Ontology annotation, biological process: negative regulation of translational initiation. Gene Ontology annotation, cellular component: cytoplasm.